Colletotrichum graminicola M1.001 is the source of this 1149-nucleotide messenger RNA. Its product is annotated as TfdA family Taurine catabolism dioxygenase TauD. Gene Ontology annotation, molecular function: oxidoreductase activity. Bases 1 to 1149 code for a protein of 382 amino acids. Lineage: Eukaryota; Fungi; Ascomycota; Sordariomycetes; Glomerellales; Glomerellaceae. The record is from RefSeq and is a predicted model, not a curated record. The transcript has 2 exons.
AUGGCCAUCCAUCAGACCCCUUCUCGGGCAACCGUCCAGCCCAUUGUCCCACCUAAGGACUCGGCUAUCGACUUCGGGGCUGUUGUCACAAAUGUUGACAUUGAGAAACUCACCGACGCCGAUUUCGACGUGAUCCGUGAUUCCCUCUUCAGGCACCAAGUCGUCGUCAUCAAGAACCAAGGUCAUGCCUCCCCCAAAGCCCAGUUUGAGAUCACGCAAAGAUUCGACCCCGAGGCCGGUGCCUCGUACGGGCACGGCAAGACCCUUGACGCGAAGCGUUCCAUUCUGCAUCCUGACCUGAAGACUAUUCCCCAUCAGCCGCAGGUACAAGUCAUUGGCAACGGCUUCGUUGAGGAAUACGAGGGCCUGAAGAACAUACAACUCAGGCACCCUCACCACCGGACGUUCCAUGCCACCACAAUCCCGGCCGAGGACGACUUGGACUUCACCCGCUUCUAUCGCUGGCACAUUGACGCCGCGCUCUACGGUCUCGCGCCGCCCGUCGCCACUACUCUCCUCGCCGUUCGCGUCCCCGGUGGUCGCAAACAGACGCUCCGCUACGACGACGGCACGGGCGAGGAGAUGAGCGUGCCGCUGGGCACCACCGCCUUCGUCUCCGGUUAUGCCAUGUACGACCAGCUCUCCCCCGAGGACCAGGACUUUGUCCGCACGACAAAGGUCGAGUACGCCCCGCAUCCCUACGUCUGGAUGAGCAGCGCAAAGUCCCGCUCCGACGGCCUCGGGCUGGUGUCAGAGGGCAAGGAGGUCCCGCUCACCGAUCUGCCGCCUAUUGAGGAGGAAAAGAUCCAGGUCUUGCCCAUGUGCUGGCGGAACCCCGUCACGGGCCGGCUGGCGUUGCAGGUCCACCCCUCGGCCGUGCGGAGGCUGCACUUGGCCGACGGGACCAUAAUGGAGGAUCUGGCCCAGGUUCGGGAGACUGUGCACCGGCUGCAGCGCCCGGGGAUCUCGCCCAAAUACGUGUACCCGCAUGACUGGGAGGAGGGCGACUUUGUUAUCUUUCACAACCGCGGGGUAAUCCAUUCUGUCGUUGGUGCGUUUGCGGAAAGCGAGGUCCGGUUGUUCCGGCAGUGUAAUAUCGCUGCAAGCCGGCUUCCUGACGGCCCCGUCGAGGUCGCAGCAGCUGUGUAA